Messenger RNA from Chara braunii, 1386 nucleotides. Lineage: Eukaryota; Viridiplantae; Streptophyta; Charophyceae; Charales; Characeae. The record is from the annotation of a GenBank genome assembly.
AGAGAGAGAGAGAGAGAGAGAGAGAGAGAGAGAGAGAGAGAGAGAGAGAGAGAGAGAGAGAGAGAGAGAGAGAGAGAGAGAGAGAGAGAUUGACUCGGUUAUGAAUAGAAGUGCACUUGAAAUUUUAGCAUUUGCAUGGAAAGUUUAGGGUACUCGGGACAAAAUGUCGGGUGAUCUGUUCGAUUGCGAGUUUGAAGGCACAGCUGCGAAUUUGAGGACCUAUUUCCGGAACGAGUUUCGCUGUAGUCUGUUUGGAUUAGAGGGGCAGCAUUGGAAGAGCUUCGUUAGAGCCCGGUGGUAUGGAUGGGGGGACGACAGAAGGGGGCAGUGGGUGUYCGUGGUUGUGCGGCUUUUCCUAGCGAUCUACUGGAGCAUAUGCCUGCUACUGGAUGCGCUUUUUCAAGGGGCCGGCCUCGGCUCCAYAUACAACUAUGACUCUAUUCUGGACGAAAGAUGGCUGCUUUAUCUCACCAACUGGUGUGCUGUUAUUGAGGCUAUCUAUUUACUUCUUGCUGCUCUUGUCUGUCUCCUUUUCACACUAAAUGCCUAUCCUCUGUCACCUUCAGGGCCUCCGAAUGAAGUGGAUAUCAACCCGGCUGUUGCUGUUCCGGGAUCAUCAGCUGGCUCAUUGCAUGAGGGUUUCAGGAACUCAACCGAGGUCGCAUCAAGAGACGAGGCUUGCUGCAAUAUGGAUAUCGUGGAGAUCGAUCGUGGUGGCCAUGGCCAUUUUGUGGCCAGGGAGAAGUGCGACGAAGGUGCGGGGAUCACUCAUGUCGGGGCGAGCGGGGAUGGCGACUGCACACAUGUGGAGAAAGAGGCAGUGGACGUGAGUCAGUUCAAGCCUCCGCGGCUUCCGUGGGUGUACAAGCUCAUAUGGGUCCUGCGAAAUGUCGUAGCCACUUGUAGUUUCAUAGUUUUCCUGUCCUACUCUCUAUGGGCUGUCCUCUAUUCCUUACGUUUCGAUGCUCUGGACAAGAACCUUCAUGGAGUAAACUUCCUGAUCAUUGCGUUGGACACGGCGGUGGCUGCUACGCCCGUGCGACUACUCCACUUCUAUCAGCCUCUGCUUGUUGGAGUGACGUACUCGGCUUUCACUGUCGUUUUCUGGGCCGCUGGAGGUCGUAACAAGGUGGGCAAACCGUACAUAUACUCGUCGCUGAACUACGAGGAGGACCCAAAGACAGCAGCCAUGUAUCUGGUAAUCCUCUCUCUCGUUGUGGUGCCUUCCAUYCAUUUCUUGAUCUGCUUGUGGUCUUACACGUGGUCUCGUAUACUCCGGCCACGAGGAAAGCUAGCCUCUCAUGCUUGUGGGAGGCCCGUCAACAAUCCCUGAGGAGGUGGUGCCAGCAGUCGGCGAAAAACUCCUUUUGUGGGACCAUUACCCAG